AUGAUUCACUUACAAACACCAAAGAAAUCAACUUUAUUCCCACAACAGUCCAAUCAAUCGUACUCCUCUACAAGAGAUUCAGCAUUGGACAGAAACCACAACACUUCUAUCUCAAGCACAACCGAGACAGCUGGUGUUACAACUUCGGGCACCAGUGUUUCUGGCGCUAAAUUUAGCUUACCUCCAUUAUCGUCAAUUUUAUCAUCAGCUAAAUCCAAUCAUUACAAGGAUCAUCCAUUAACUAACAUCACCAACACGGCAAGCACCAAUAACAGCUAUUUGUUUGCUCAAACGCCAUGCAAAAAAUUACCAUCCUUUGAUUCAUUUACUAGUACACCAUUGGCUACUGCUACUACCCCGUACAUCUACCAACAAUCACUACCACAACCACAACGACAACAAGAAGCACCGCAAUUCCAGCCACAGCCACAGCCACAGCCACAGCCACAGCCACAGCCCCAACUCCUCCACCAGUCUUCUUUACAACAUCAAUAUCCAGCUCCUAGGUCAGCGUCAAGUUCGCUUCCACGCCCAUCUCCUCCACCAAUUUCAUCGCAGCCACAGCACUAUCACUCUUAUAUAACUUACCAACCGGUAACAACAGCAUCAACAACCACGACCCAUUCAAAUGUGUCAUCAUCAACUCCUACACCGCCGCCUUCCGCAUCAACCUCGCUGGUGAUGUCCUCAAGAAAAAGAUCCAACUCAAUCGUUGAUGAAGAUACAUCCUUGAUGGAUACAAGUAUCUUGGAAUUGCGCAAAUCAAAAACAAAAACAAAACCAAAAGUGAGGUCAAUUUCGACAUCGCCAUCCACGACUACAUCGUCUUUGCCUACACCUACUAGCACUGCGGGCUCAUCUGAAAAAUUGUAUGCAUUCAUAUCCCAUUCGCCAGCCACUUUCCCUUCUCAAGAGCCAAAUAUUGAUAAUGCACCUUUAGCAAGAAGGAAAAGAAGAAGAACAUCACUCCAUGAAUUAAACAUACUAAACAAAGAAUUUGAGCUUGGUUCCACCCCAAACAAAGCAAGACGAAUUGAAAUUGCUAAAGUGGUUAACAUGACUGAGAAAGCAGUACAGAUUUGGUUCCAAAACAAACGUCAAGCAUUGCGUAAACAAAGCAAUGUCGAAAAAGAGAUUUUGGAGUUGCCACCAACAAACGUACCUAUUCAUCAACAACAUGAACAACAAUUGCAACAAAAGGGUCAGCUUGCCUCAGUAGCAGUGCCAAUAAGCAAUCCACUCGAACCAUCACCAUCCCAAGAGCAAGCACCAAUCAUUUCAUCUACCCCCACAAAAUCAAUCAAGUCAAACUUGUCCAUUAUCAUGCAGUAA
Lodderomyces theae is the source of this 1332-nucleotide messenger RNA. RefSeq names its product Yox1p (gene YOX1). The coding region runs from base 1 to 1332 and encodes 443 amino acids. The transcript has a single exon. NCBI's taxonomy places the organism in Eukaryota, Fungi, Ascomycota, Pichiomycetes, Serinales, Debaryomycetaceae. Gene Ontology annotation, molecular function: DNA-binding transcription factor activity, RNA polymerase II-specific; RNA polymerase II cis-regulatory region sequence-specific DNA binding. The record is from RefSeq and is a predicted model, not a curated record. Gene Ontology annotation, biological process: regulation of transcription by RNA polymerase II; cell differentiation.